AUGCGCACUCAACUCUGGGUUUUGCUUGUGGCUUUAGUCACUCUGCUGGCAAACACGGCAAUGGUGUCAGCAAAGAGCGCAACGUCGGAUCUGGGUCAGACGUCGGGAUCGAGCUCCAUGACAUCCAUGGACCAAGUCCGUGCUCUUCGAAGUCUACGCCAACUACGCCGCGAUGUACCGGGCGGUACUAGCGAUUUGGAGGGCAUCAAGACCGUCAAUGAGGCAAUCACGGCCGGAGAAGAGCGAGGUUUCAGUGAUGGAGUGUCAAGAAACUUUUUCGCACGAUCACCGCUGAUCGACCAAAAGCCAAGGGCGAAAUUAAAACCUUUCACGAAGUGGAAACUAGCCUUCAGCAAGUGGCAGACAAGAUAUUGGGUGUAG
Phytophthora sojae is the source of this 381-nucleotide messenger RNA. RefSeq lists its product as hypothetical. The record is from RefSeq and is a predicted model, not a curated record. The transcript has a single exon. Lineage: Eukaryota; Oomycota; Peronosporomycetes; Peronosporales; Peronosporaceae. The coding region runs from base 1 to 381 and encodes 126 amino acids.